Molecule: messenger RNA, 333 nt
Organism: Iphiclides podalirius (scarce swallowtail)
Lineage: Eukaryota; Metazoa; Arthropoda; Insecta; Lepidoptera; Papilionidae
Source: the annotation of a GenBank genome assembly
AUGGAACGCUUACAGCACCGACCGUUAUCAGCUCUUCGUAGGUUGCAACGGGGCGGAUAUAAUAAUGCCGUGACAAGUCACGAUAGCGGUCGAGGCGGUCUCACGGCGACGCGGUUAACAAUCGUUCAAUUUGUUGAGUCGGCGUCCGAGCGCGCACAAUGCAUCGCACGCGACGAUACGGACUCAUACAUGGGGCUGGAUAACGCGCAGCAAUCAAGAUGUCAUUUUUCAACUACCCACGCCGCGGACUCCGGUGCGAGCGGGCGAGUUAUGGCCGAAGCGGACGCACCGUCCGACGCACAAAGGCGUCUCGGGGUUGUCGCGAUACAUAUC